Bombina bombina (fire-bellied toad) is the source of this 4514-nucleotide messenger RNA. It is a transcript of the gene OGN, whose product is annotated as osteoglycin. NCBI's taxonomy places the organism in Eukaryota, Metazoa, Chordata, Amphibia, Anura, Bombinatoridae. Gene Ontology annotation, molecular function: protein binding. The coding region runs from base 236 to 1123 and encodes 295 amino acids. The record is from RefSeq and is a predicted model, not a curated record. The transcript has 7 exons.
CAACCUUCCAUAAACCAUGGCACAUGCUGUCAAUCUACAAAACGAUCCCCUUCCACCUCCUAGAAAACAUCAACAUCUGUACUAGCCCCUUCAGUCACUUGAGGUUAAUGUUAUACAGGAGUAAAGCACAAAAGGACAUUUCUGCCUGCGGUUAAGACGCUGAGAAAGGAUUUUACCAAAGAAAAAAGGUUUUUUAGAAGCAGCCUUUCCGCGCUCUGCUUCAAGGACAGCCAUAAUGCAGGCUCUUCCCAUUCUUAGUACCCUGAUCCUGCUUUUAAAUUUCACACUAUCUGCACCCCCUUCACCAGAACAAAUCACUUAUGAUUACGACACGGAUGAUACGAUCGAGGGACAGCUGUUUAAGAAACACUUUGAAGAUAAUUCAAAAGAAGCGCAAACAAACCAGGAGAAUGGACUUAUAGUGGUACCUCCAGGAAGGUUUAAAAGAGAUGACGAAAAAGCAGCCGCAGAAGCUAAAGAUGGGGAUGUAGAUUUACCAACAUGUCUGCUCUGUGUGUGCCUAAGUGGAUCAGUCUACUGUGAAGAAACUGAAAUCGAGUCAGUGCCUCCUUUGCCUAAAGAGACAGCCUAUUUGUACGCACGGUUCAACAAAAUCAAGAAAAUUACAGAAAAAGACUUUGCUGAUUUCCCUACAUUGAGAAGAAUUGAUCUGACUGGCAAUGAGAUAGACGAAAUUGAAGAAAAAGCAUUUGAUAAACUACUUUUAUUAGAUCAACUUUCCUUGGCUGAAAACAAACUGCGAAAGAUUCCAGCUUUACCUACAAAACUUACUUCAUUCAAUGCAAACUAUAACUUAAUUAAAAGUAAAGGGAUAAAAGCCAACGCUUUCAAGAAACUAACCAACCUGGCAUACCUCUACCUGGCUAACAAUGAGUUGGAGAGCGUGCCACAAAAUCUACCUGAAUCUCUACGGAUUCUCCACCUUCAGCACAACAACAUAACUUCAAUCACGGACGACACUUUUUGUAGAGCUAACGAUACCCGUUAUGUGCGAACCAAAAUGGAUGAGAUUAGAAUGGAUGGAAAUCCUGUGAUACUGGGAAAAUACCCCAACAGUUUCACCUGCCUGAAAGUUUUACCAUCUGGGUCGUAUUUUAAAUAGACCGUCUUUACCCUACUCUUAUCUUUACUGCAAUGCUGACACCAAUCAACUUCAUCACACACAAUUAAAUUAUCAGUCAUUUAUAUAAAUGUCUUUAGUGUUUUGGGUCUUGCAAAGUGUUGCGAUCCAAGCGCUAUGUUACAAGUAAUGCUUUAGCUGCAUAUAGAAAGUUUGCAAGACCCAGCCAUAUUAAAAAUGUUCUUCAUACUUGGUGGAGUAAGUUUUCUUGAUUAUACUACAUCCGUACCCAGGAUACUCCAGCUGGACAGGACUUCAGGCCUAUCUGGACACAGGUCACUAAAUCACUGUGAUAUAGCUGUUGAUUAACAAUAAGUUAUCAAAUGAGCGCUCUCAUAAAAAUACACAUUCCGACUGUGUGUCUUGAAAACAAGGCUGAGCACUAAACAUAAUAAUACCUGUAACAAAAAUACUGUGAUGGUGGUGAAUUUAAACUUUUAUAUUUUAUUGAACUCCCGAAUCCCUAGAAGGAACUGCAGUCUGUAACGCAUUACACUAAUUAGACAAACAACAUAAUGAGUCUCUCUGAAAUGGAAAAACAAAUAUGCGCAAAUAAAGUGCUCAGGGCACCAAAAAAAUUAACCAAAAAAAGGCUAAAUGCAAUAGUAAGCUGGGGCUGUUCAGUUCCGGCAUACUGCUGACCUCCAUGUCUCUUUAAAACAUAAUCUAAUGGCGUUAAAGGUGAUAUAAACUUCUCACAAUAUACACAUCAAAUUAUUGUCCUGAUAUUUUGGCUACUGACAACAGUUAAACUUUCUUUGUUAUUCAAUUGCAUUACUAAUUACCCCAGCUGUAAACUCAGCACCUUUCUCCCAUAUAUUUUUAUGCCCCUUUUGCACCAUCUCUUUCUACUCUCGUUCCUCCUACCCAUAAAGAGAUAGCGACCCACUAUAUUGUUUAGACAUAAACCCAAAAAAGAAUGUGGGUCCCCUUUUUAGGUAAAUUUCUUGAUAUACCACUGUACUGUGAGCUUUGCUAGCAGGUGUGCAAUUGCAUUUUAUAGACAAUGAUGAAGACUUUAAAAUAGCCAAUACAAACCCCCAAUUGCUUGCACAUGUUAAUCAUAUACAAAAAGUAAAACAAAAAGAAACAACAAACUGGAAAAUUCAGCAAUCAACAAUAAUAAUAUAAAUGCAGUUUCAGGGGUCUAACUAGAAACCCCGGAAUUAAUUAAAAGAAUUCUCUCUACUUAAAAAUGACACUUUCAGGCUACUUUUGAGAUUACAAAUUCAUCACUGUUGGAGUUGUCACUGCUGUUUUCAUUAAUAACCCCAAAAAUGUUAAGCUAUUUAAAAGGGAUAUGAAAUGCAGAAAAAAAGGGCAGUGCAGAGUAAGCCAGUGUAUUCGAAGAAAGGAACAAUCUUUUGCAAAAAAUAAAUUAUAAUAACAAAAGUGAUGUACACUGGUAACAAAUACAGAAAAUAACUUCAAGCUUUCAGACCACCGAGGUCCCCUCAUCAGACAUUAAAGUGUUAAAACAUGAUUUUAUGUAAUACAUUCCAUAACAUAUAGAUUUUUUCUGUUCUCAAAGAUGCCCCUGCUUUGACAUCCCUGAGUACAGAUCAAAUGGUCUCUUCGGGAUUUUGUGCUGUGCACGCACAUGUGUAGUUAGUGAAAUGAUCUCUUCCUACUUGUUUAUGGACAGAUGUGCACGACUAUUAUUCCAGUACAGGGAUAAGCACAUGGAAGACAGGCUAUCGCUAUGGAAAUUGGAGAUAAAUAAAAGAUGCCAUUUUAAAAUGCAAGUAUACUGGAUGCUUUCUAUCAAAAACCUGCCUAGCGAACUAACAGUAAUACAUUUAAAAAGCCUACGUACUUAAAGAAGCGAUCAGAACCUUGUAUUCUGUUUAUGGCGGAAAACAAUAUUUACUUUUUUUUUCCUUUCACAAAAUCAUUUCAUCCAAAUUUAACAUAGGUAAAAAUUGUACUACGCUCACCUUGCACUGGACUAACUGAAAAUAUGUAAGGUAACAAUGUCUAUAUCAGGGGUUUCCAACCUUUUGGACCUCGGGGACCACUAAACUCACAAUUUUUUAUCUUGUGGACCACUAACAUGAUUUUUUACACACACACACACACACACACACAUGCUGUACAUAACUAGUAUAACCAUAGGUAAGUUUACAUUAUGUAUAUAUUUACACAUUUUUAAGAAUUAUUUUUUGGAAUUAACUAACUGAAUGACAGAACUGAAAGAAUACUUCCAAAUGACAGAUGAAGGGUGAGUGCCAACUUUUGAGCUGGAAACAGAGAGACAGAAAGUGGGAAAAAAUAAUUAUGUUUAAAAGGAUCACAAGACUUCCAAGUUACCUCCCCAGUUAGGAAUUAUUCAAAACUACUUAUGAUCAUGGAUAGACAUUGUAAUAAAUUAAGUUUAUAUCAGAAAGCUCUCAAUAUGAAUGUGAGAUAACCGCGACUAAUGGUACUUACAAUUACUAUAAUACUAGAGGGAUAUGGCUGAUCUGCUGGAUGGCAAUUACUGGAAUUCAGGUGGAAUGGCUUUGUGCAUGGGAAAAUUAUUGGAAUGAAAAAUAAUUAAUAAUUAAUUUUAAAAAAAAGAAGAUGGAGGGGAGGAAGACAAACAGUGAUGUAAGUCCAUUUGAAGGAAUUAGGAAAACUAAUACAAAGAGAUUUUCUUUUUUUUAUAUACUUUAAUUCCACUAUUUCAAGCCAAGACUAUACCAACCUCUUCUGGCUUUAGAAUGGAAACAUCUUUCUCUGAGCAGCGCCCCGGGCAGGAGGAGUUAAAAUAAAAUCUAGCUAUGCAAGUUGCGCAGUACUAUGCAACGUGCAUAGGAAUAUUGUAAUUUAACUUCUCCUCUGUCGGUUUUCACUGAUGUCCAGCCAGGCACUGUAGGGAGUUGCGGCGCAACGGGGGUGACACCAUCAGAGGAGAUGAAUUCCUGCUUGAUGGUGUCAAGGACCACCAACAUCUUCUCGUGGACCACCAGUGGUCCAUGGACCACUGGUUGGCGACCGCUGCUCUAUAUGACCCUUGAUGCAAUCUUGUAAGAUUGUUUGUACACGUGAAAUCUUUAUUUUUUUUUAUGCAGGCCUUUGGGGGGGAAAGACAAAUUUCUAUAAACUGCUGAAAAUAAAAUAUAUCACCACAAUGCACAGCCUUGUUUUUUCCAUCACAUUUAUAUAGAAGUUACUGUAAAAGGAAGUUUAAACCCUGCUUAUUUUAUGCAACCUUUAUUUUUAUAUGAAUGAACAUUGUUUUGCAUGUUUAUAUGUAUUAUUUUAAAAACAAAGUUAUAUAAGAUGGUAGAUGUUUUGGUUGAACCAAAAGUCUGCAGCAAAACCUAUUCACAGUUUGAAUUUGAUAUAUGUAUGUACACAAUGUUUGAUAAAAUAAAGAUAAUCAUAUGUA